AAUAAGAUCAGGAUUCAACCAAAGGCUGGAUCUGAACGACUAGCAGAUGAGAGAGAGGGCGAUGUGAAGGAAGAAGACGACGACGGGGCGAGCACGACGAGGACGAGCUGGUCUGAUUGAAUGUGAUCAAAUUGGAUUGGCGUGUGGACUUCUGGAGUGGGGGAGGGGUGGAGCAGAUUGACUCCUGAUUGCGGCGUUUCGUCGAAUCGUUGGCAGCGGGAUUCUCAACGGGCAACCACCCAACAGCCCAUCACCUCUCUCUCUCGUUCCCGGCGCCAUUUCCGGGGAUCGGCGUCUUUGCCGACGAACAGAGUUAGACGUGCUCAGAUGGUUUCCGUCCCAAAUACCGUCUACUAUUGCUGUGUGUCUAAAGGAACAAAAGUUCUUGCCGCAUACACCGCUGGAGAUGCAGAGUCCGAGAAGUGGGCCGCUCUGUGCUUAGAGCGAAUCCCUCCAUUUCAUGCACACUAUUUGCAGACGAUGCGGAGCCGUAUUUUUGGUUUUCUAAUGGAAGACGACCAUGUUUAUUUCACAAUUACUGAUGAAGGCCUGGGAAAGUCAGGUGUUCUGCAAUUCCUUGUGAACGUCAGAGAUCAUUUCAACAAAGUUGUUAACAAUGGUGAAGCUGGUGGUUUAGGCUUGACGUCUUUCUCUCUCCGCGAAGAAUUGGUUCCUGUUCUUCAUCGGCUUAUUAUGUCUCUUGAGAACGUCUCUAGAAUUGAUAGCAACCGUCAGAACCUGUGCUCUGUAACAGCUGAGUCUGAUCCUCUGGUUUGUCAUGACAAGGAUGGUUUGGAGUCGUCGACAGUCACACCGUUCCUGGAGAAGGCCAAGUACGUAGCAGAAGUCAAGGCAGACGUGGAAGAGGAAGGGAAUGGUUCGAUUAAAGGACCUACGGUAAAUGUAGUGAUUGAUUCCAAUGUAAAUGGAGUUCAUCCAUCUGGUUUCCCUUUGCAGAGGAGUGCCAGCAGGAAGCUCGCUGCACAGCAGCUUGCUCGCCGGAAAUGGUGGCGCCAUGUGUGGAUAGUGCUCAUCGUUGAUAUGGUUUUGUGUUUCAUUCUUUUUGGAGUUUGGCUUGGCGUAUGUCGGGGACUUCGGUGCGUCUCUACUUCAUAAACGGAGGAAAAUUAGAAAGUUCAGUUCAGAGGAUUUGCUUGGAUGGCCUUUUUUCUUUCUAUCGAUGGCUGGGCCCGCAUUAUUCUCAAUAUUCCGUGUAAAUAUUUCCCUCUGUUGAUCUAGUGACUGAUCUCUUAGUUCGUGCAACGGCUUCAGCUCAGAAAGUUGCAAGCCAUCAUCCUAGACGCUGUUUGCUGCCAUUGUUUUCGGUGAAAAUUUAUUUGUUUCGGGGUCUCAGGAAAGGAUUGUCCCGCAUCAAAUGAAGCUUUACAAGGCACUGCAUGUAAAGAAAAUCGCUGAAGCUGGCUGCUUGCAGCAACCUCGGUGUGACAUCGUUCUGGAGAACCUGGUAUGCCCUCGUUUUUGUUCCUGCCUCCUGCCAAGUAAUUUUCAGAAAUCACUUCUGUAUGUUCUCAGCUCCACGGAUAAUGCUGGUGUUCAUCUUCUUCUUCACCAUCACUGCAUCUAUAACAAAAAAUACCUGGUGAAGCAUAUCCGUGUUUUACUUUUCUUUCUUUAUGUUAUACAUCUUGUCUGUGGUGCAUCUCCUGAACAAGAUGUACACAAAUCUGGUAAUGAGUUAGUGACGUACUUGGUGGCCAAAAGGGGAUCAUAUCUAAAUGAGUAGAGACAUAGAAUGGAGCAUUUUUCUGUUUGUCGUGAUUAGAAAAGUUUUACCUGUUUCUCCUGUACGGUGUUCAGAACUUCUUAUUCAAAUAAGACUAUAAUGGGGAGUGGAAAUAAAGUUUGUGACUUCCUGCUUGUAGCAGAGCCAAAGGCGAUGGUACAGUGGGGUGGGCUAUGGCUGCUUCUAAUCCCAUAAGCACUACAAUUUGCGAAAGCUGAAGCCAGGGCUCAGGUGCACCUACUGAGAACAGGCUGGUACACCCAAGGGGCUUUACCAUCAGUUCUGCUAAACUCUCCGAUUCAAACACGUCUCUGCAAAAUGUUAAGAUUUUCAUGGUGGUUGGCCUAUUUAAAAAUCGCCAACCACUUUGUACUUCUGUGAAUCCAUGACCCUCUAUGAUCUGUUACCUGCAUUUACAGCAAGGGUUCAUACUUGGUUGUUCUACUGCGUCAUUCACAAGAUUGUUGAUUCAAUAGAAAAUCUGAUCUAA
Molecule: messenger RNA, 2234 nt
Organism: Nymphaea colorata (pocket water lily)
Lineage: Eukaryota; Viridiplantae; Streptophyta; Magnoliopsida; Nymphaeales; Nymphaeaceae
Product: phytolongin Phyl1.1-like
Exons: 2
Coding region: 328-1116 (262 amino acids)
Cellular component (GO): membrane
Source: RefSeq, a predicted model, not a curated record